CAGAAAAUCACUCAAUUACAAAAUCUUAUUUGAUAAGGCUAUAUGGUUAUUGGAUUUCAGAUGUGUGAAAAGUCAGUCGCUUGAAUUGGGAAUGAAUGUUUCAGACAUUUUGAUUUAGGUAUCUGUUUCGAAGAAGAGGGACUACUUUGUUGCAAUUAGAAGAAGGAUCGUAUCAUUGCUCGUCUCCAACAACCAUAUUCACUCGAUUGUAUUCCAGUGGAAGCAGAGUAUCAGAAACAAUUCUCUGAAUUACUGAUGAAGGCUGCUAGUGAUUAUGGAGCAUUAACAGCUUCAGUUGCCGAUUUCCAGUGGAGCCAGACAUUUAAGGAGCCUCCUUCAGUAUGGGGGGAAAUGCUUCGUCCAAUUCCUGUUGCCUUAGCGUCAUGCACCAGGUUUUUCAAAGCAAUGUCUGCUAUGAGGGAAUCGUUUGCAACACUUCAACAUCUUAGAGUAGCCAAGGAUUCCAGAAGAGUACCAGGGGCUCUAUCAAGGAUUACCACGAUUUUAAAAGAUGUCAUUCAGAACAAGGAUCGUAUCAUUGCUUGUCUCCAACAGCCAUAUUCACUCGAUUGCAUUCCAGUGGAAGCAGAGUAUCAGAAACAAUUCUCGGAAUUACUGAUGAAGGCUGCUAGUGAUUAUGGAGCAUUAACAGCAUCAGUUGCCGAUUUCCAGUGGAGCUAGACAUUUAAGGAGCCUCCUUCAGUAUGGGGGGAAAUGCUUCGUCCAAUUCCUGUUGCCUUAGCAUCAUGCACCCGGUUUUUUGAAGCAAUAUCUGCUAUGAGGGAAUCGUUUGCAACACUUCAACAUCUCAGAGUAGGUCAUUCUGAUACCGCUUCACCUAUCACACCAGCCAAGGAAUCCAGAAGAGUACCAGGGGUUUCCGAUUGUGUAACUCCGCCUCCCUGGAAAACUGAACCAAGCUUUGAUGACUUAGCUAUCAAAAGCUCAAGAAGGCCGGAUAUCAAGCAUUAAGAAGCAGAGGAUGAAAGUGAGCUGGACGGCUCUUGCCAUAGGAGAUUGUCAUGGCCUCCUUCGGUUAAAAAGGCUGCUACUUAAAAGCUGACUUUUAAUAUAACGCAGCCGCCUCUGCAUACACUUUCUAUGUCGAUCAUGCACCUUAACAGUUGUUUGUGCAGUAAUACAUUUGAUUCUAUAUUCUGAAAUUGAAAAACAUUAGUUUGUGCAGCAGUAAUACAUUUGAU
Molecule: messenger RNA, 1202 nt
Organism: Rosa chinensis
Lineage: Eukaryota; Viridiplantae; Streptophyta; Magnoliopsida; Rosales; Rosaceae
Product: AUGMIN subunit 2
Exons: 9
Coding region: 256-681 (141 amino acids)
Biological process (GO): microtubule organizing center organization; spindle assembly; microtubule nucleation
Cellular component (GO): mitotic spindle microtubule
Source: RefSeq, a predicted model, not a curated record